CUCAUUGAAUAUAUAGAAGACAUUACACUGCCAUUUCCGUCCCAACCCACUACAUUUAAAACAAGGCCGUUCCCUCCCCUCCUUCCUCCCUCCAUUCAGCCAGCCUCGACGAGAAAGACGAAAUAGAAAGAGAAGCCAGUAGAGAGAGAGGGAGAGAGUGAGAGAGAGCAUUUACACUUGUUCAAAGCAGUUGCGGUUGUCUGUCGGUGCAUUUUAGAAAUGCCGUCGUCGUCACCGGAACCGGCGAGUAGCCGGAAAUUCCCUUCGAUAAAGUCAUGUACGGGGGAAUCGUACGAGUCGAUCGCGGCGGAUCUGGACGGGACGCUGCUCUGCUCGAGCAGCUCGUUCCCUUACUUCAUGCUGGUGGCGGUGGAGGCCGGCAGCCUCCUCCGUGGCUUCGUACUGCUCCUCUCCCUCCCCGCCGUCAUCGUCUCCUACCUCUUCAUCUCCGAGGCCCUCGGCAUCCAGAUCCUCAUCUUCAUCUCCUUCGCCGGCCUCAAGAUCCGCGACAUCGAGCUCGCCUCCCGCGCCGUCUUGCCCAGGUUUUACGCGGCGGAUGUGAGAGGGGACAGCUACGAGGUGUUCGCGAGGUGCAAGAGGAAGGUGGUGGUGACGGCGAACCCGACGCUGAUGGUGGAGCCGUUCGUGAAGGAUUUCCUGGGCGGGGACAAGGUCCUUGGGACGGAGAUCGAGGUGAACCCCAAGACGAAGCGAGCCACCGGAUUCGUGAAGAAGCCCGGGGUUCUGGUCGGCAAGUGGAAGAAGCUCGCCGUCGUCAAGGAGUUCGGGGGAGAAGUGGUGCCGGAUCUGGGCAUCGGCGACCGGAAAACCGAUCACGAUUUCAUGUCCGUUUGCAAGGUACGCGCACGCCAUGAUUGUGAUUUUGAAAUCCGCAAAUCGGCGACCCCGGUCCAGCCGGAGCGCCUGAAAAGCCGGAUCAUCUUCCACGACGGCCGGUUCGUCCAGCGACCCGACCCGGUCAACGCCCUCCUGACCUACGCGUGGCUGCCCUUCGGCUUCCUCCUCUCCAUCUUCCGGGUCUACUUCAACCUCCCGCUCCCCGAGCGCAUCGUCCGCUACACCUACGAGCUCCUCGGGAUCCACCUCGUCAUCAAGGGCAACCCGCCACCGCCGGCAAACUCCACCUCCGGCGGCAACCUCUACGUCUGCAACCACCGCACCGCCCUCGACCCCAUCAUCAUCGCCAUUGCCCUCGGCCGGAAGGUCUCCUGUGUCACAUACAGCGUCAGUCGCCUCUCCAGGCUGCUCUCCCCAAUCCCGGCCGUGGCGCUGACCCGCGACCGCGAAGCAGACGCGGCCAUGAUCAAGGCCCUGCUGGAGAAGGGCGACCUGGUGGUCUGCCCCGAGGGAACCACCUGCAGGGAGCCUUUCCUCCUUCGGUUCAGCGCCUUGUUCGCCGAGCUCAGCGACCGGAUCGUCCCCGUGGCGAUGGACUGCAAGCAAGGCAUGUUCUACGGGACGACGGUCCGCGGGGUCAAGUUCUGGGACCCUUACUUCUUCUUCAUGAACCCGAGGCCGAGGUACGAGGUGACGUUCCUCGAGAGGGUGCCGGCGGAGAUGACGGUGAAGGCCGGCGGGAGGUCGUCGAUCGAGGUGGCGAACUACGUGCAGAGGAUGCUGGGAGACGUGCUUGGGUUCGAGUGCACUGGGCUGACGAGGAAGGAUAAGUACAUGCUGCUUGGUGGGAACGACGGGAAGGUGGAGUCCAUUCAUAAUGCCAAGAAGGCUGUAUGAUAUAUGCUUAAUUAAUUAUGGAUCCCAUGUUUUUUUUUUGUGGUAAGCAAGUGAAUGAUGCUACUACUGCUACUCCUAGUAAUUGGGAAUUAUUUACUGUUGUUAUUGUUAUAGAAUUUGUGUGUGGUGAGAUUGCUCAUGCAAUGGGCUGCAUAUUUUUUUUUUUUUUUUUUUUAAUGUGGACGAUUUGGUCGAGUGAGGAGAACGGAUCAUGUAAUAAUGAUUUUUAAGUUAUGGAUGUUGGCUAGCUAGCUGUUGUAGAAUUGUGUCUGCAUUUCGUUGAUUUUCUAUGUCCUCGUGUUCUAUUGGAUUUUGGCUAAUUCAAUCA
Molecule: messenger RNA, 2083 nt
Organism: Linum tenue
Lineage: Eukaryota; Viridiplantae; Streptophyta; Magnoliopsida; Malpighiales; Linaceae
Source: the annotation of a GenBank genome assembly